GGGCUUCUGCACACGCACCGGGGGCUGCCCCACCAGCUGUCGGGCCUGGAUCCUCGCAGGGACUACCGGCGGCACGAGGACCUCCUGCACGGCCCCCACGGGCUUGGCUCAGGACUCGGAGACCUCCCGAUCCACUCCUUACCUCACGCCAUCGAGGACGUCCCGCAUGUAGAAGACCCGGGUAUUAACAUCCCAGAUCAAACUGUAAUUAAGAAAGGCCCCGUGUCCCUGUCCAAGUCCAACAGCAACACCGUCUCCGCCAUCCCCAUCAACAAGGACAACCUCUUCGGCGGCGUCGUGAACCCCAACGAAGUCUUCUGUUCAGUUCCGGGUCGCCUCUCGCUCCUCAGCUCCACCUCGAAGUACAAGGUCACGGUGGCGGAAGUACAGCGGCGCCUCUCACCGCCCGAGUGUCUCAACGCUUCACUGCUGGGCGGAGUGCUGCGGAGGGCGAAGUCUAAAAAUGGAGGAAGAUCUUUAAGAGAAAGAUUGGACAAAAUAGGAUUAAAUCUGCCAGCAGGGAGACGUAAAGCUGCCAACGUCACUCUGCUCACAUCACUAGUGGAGGGAGAAGCCGUCCACCUAGCCAGGGACUUUGGGUAUGUGUGCGAAACCGAAUUUCCUGCCAAAGCAGUAGCUGAAUUUCUCAACCGACAACAUUCCGAUCCCAAUGAGCAAGUGACAAGAAGAAACAUGCUCCUGGCUACAAAACAGAUAUGCAAAGAGUUCACCGACCUGCUGGCUCAGGACCGAUCUCCCCUAGGGAACUCGCGGCCCAACCCCAUCCUGGAGCCCGGCAUCCAGAGCUGCUUGACCCACUUCAACCUCAUCUCCCACGGCUUCGGCAGCCCAGCGGUGUGCGCCGCGGUCACGGCCCUGCAGAACUAUCUCACCGAGGCCCUCAAGGCCAUGGACAAAAUGUACCUCAGCAACAACCCCAACAGCCACACGGACAACAGCGCCAAAAGCAGUGACAAAGAGGAGAAACACAGAAAGUGAGGCUCUCCUCCCGCCCUGCCCCCUCCCGCGCCUCAC
Messenger RNA from Equus quagga, 1035 nucleotides. RefSeq names its product transcription factor AP-2-alpha-like. The transcript has a single exon. Gene Ontology annotation, cellular component: nucleus. Gene Ontology annotation, molecular function: DNA-binding transcription factor activity, RNA polymerase II-specific; RNA polymerase II transcription regulatory region sequence-specific DNA binding. NCBI's taxonomy places the organism in Eukaryota, Metazoa, Chordata, Mammalia, Perissodactyla, Equidae. Gene Ontology annotation, biological process: regulation of transcription by RNA polymerase II; regulation of cell population proliferation; anatomical structure development. The annotation marks the transcript as partial. The record is from RefSeq and is a predicted model, not a curated record.